Aspergillus puulaauensis is the source of this 723-nucleotide messenger RNA. Its product is annotated as GNAT family N-acetyltransferase. The coding region runs from base 1 to 723 and encodes 240 amino acids. NCBI's taxonomy places the organism in Eukaryota, Fungi, Ascomycota, Eurotiomycetes, Eurotiales, Aspergillaceae. The transcript has 3 exons. The record is from RefSeq and is a predicted model, not a curated record. Gene Ontology annotation, molecular function: acyltransferase activity, transferring groups other than amino-acyl groups.
AUGGCAACGGAGCACCAAUUGCCUCUUUUCAGGGUCUACGACGACCCCGAAUCACUCCGCGCAGUCGCAAAUACAAUAAUCUUCUCCUUCGCCCAGGAUCCCUUGAUACAAUGGUUACGCCCACUCGCAGACCUGUGGUCAGUUACUGAUCCCAAUACAUCCAAAUGGCAGUAUCGUCGGGUCCAGAGGGCUGUUGCGGAUGGUAUUGUGGUGAGGUCUGCUGCUGUCGGCGAGAUUUAUAAGAACGGCGAUGUCUACGAACAUGAUGCAGGCGCAGUGGCCUUGUUUUUUCCUCCUCGAGGCCGCGUCCGAGGAACUCUGGGUAGGAUGCUGCUUUCGUGGAAGUUGUGGUUCCUUGGUAUAGUCAGUCCGAUUCAUGAGAAAGGUGGAAAUGAACAGAGACUGCAAAAACUGAUGGAUACACAUGAUCGAGUUAUUAAAGACGUCCAGCAGAAGUAUGGUAUCCCCGAUCUGUGGUACCUAGAGGUCAUCGCUGUACACCCCCGUCUUCAGGGCCGUGGACUGGGGAGGAAGGCAUUGUGUUCGGUGUUAGCCCAUACCAAUAAUGAGCCCGUGAUUCUCGAAUGUACAAACUGGGAUAAUGUCGCUUUUUACGAACGACUGGGGUUCAAAGUUGUGGAAGAAGUUGAGUUGAUAGAGGGAGAUGCAGCAGUGAAGCUGUGGUUCAUGCUGCGCCAAGGGUCGGAAACCCAGGCAAAUUGA